Sungouiella intermedia is the source of this 1305-nucleotide messenger RNA. The record is from the annotation of a GenBank genome assembly. NCBI's taxonomy places the organism in Eukaryota, Fungi, Ascomycota, Pichiomycetes, Serinales, Metschnikowiaceae.
AUGGCAGGUAAGUACAAUGAGGUCACGCCGAAGGCGUUCGCUAAUAGGAAAGCCAAAAAGCAGUUCUCGCCGCCAAACACUCAGUCAAAUCUGGCUUCGUGGCCGCCGUCGCUCCAAGAUUUUGUCAACUCACUGUUUCAGAGAUCUGAAUCUCUCGAUGACUUGCAAAAGGCAGCAUUUGGCUCCCAAAUACAAUCCCUCAUGCAACUAGCUAUAGCCCAGAACAAGGUAUGGACUAACCAAUGGCAUUUGCAGCAGCUCCCAGUGUUCAAUCCCAGUGUUCCGUUGGAUUUGUAUGAGAACAUUCACGCUCAGGAGAUCAUGGAAAGACCCAAACGUCUCCGGGGCAAAUAUGACUCUGAUGAGCGCAAGAAAAAGCGUCUGGCUCGCUUUGCUGGUGCGGAGUCCACUAGGGUCAUGUCGCCGAGCCCAGGACCUUCAUCUGGGCCCAUCGUGGGAUACCUGGACGCUUUAGAGAAACGAUACCUUCGACUCACAUCUGAGCCGGAUCCAGCAGUCGUCAGGCCACAGCAUGUCCUCGAGAAGAGCUUAGAGUUCGUCAUGAACAAGUACAUGGCGUCCAAUGCUGGCUAUCUGUACAUCAAUGACCAACUAAAGGCAAUUAGGCAAGAUUUGACCGUGCAACACAUAAAAAACGACAUCACCGUCAAGGUUUACAAGACACAUGGACGGUUGGCCAUUCUCAACAACGAUUUGGGUGAGUUUAACCAGUGUUCUUCGCAGCUCAAGCAGCUAUAUCAGAAAAGUGAUGCUCUCUUCCAUGAUACCUACGAGUUUACUUGUUACAGAAUUCUCUAUUUGCUUCUUACUGGAAAUUAUUCGGAGGUCAACGUGAUUAGGCUCACACUCUUGAAGUCGGAUACGGGCAGUAAGAUUUUGGCCCCCGAAUACGUGACGUUUAGAAAUGCCGUGUACCUAGCUCUCGAACUACUAUCUAGCAUCACAUUGGGUGAUUACCAUAUAUUUUUCAAAACUUACCAGAAGUUCCGCGAGACUGAGCAGUUGACCUAUGCAUUCCACAUGAUGAAGCACUCCAUGGUUACCAAGCAGAGGCUCUUAGCAAUCAACAUUAUGUGUAAGGCGUUCAAAAAGUUGCCGGUAGAAUAUUUGGAACGAGAACUUGCAUUUGACAACUCUGAGCCUAUUGGCGAGUUUCUAGCAGGCCAUUCGCUUGCACAAUUCCAAAAAGAUACCGAUUUUGACUGCUCAGCUGCCCGUCCCACCGUCCAGGCCAUGGUAGAUAAGGGAGAUUUCCGCAAGAUCGACAUCAAGGGCCAAGUAUAA